Messenger RNA from Fulvia fulva, 816 nucleotides. RefSeq lists its product as uncharacterized. The record is from RefSeq and is a predicted model, not a curated record. NCBI's taxonomy places the organism in Eukaryota, Fungi, Ascomycota, Dothideomycetes, Mycosphaerellales, Mycosphaerellaceae. The coding region runs from base 1 to 816 and encodes 271 amino acids. The transcript is spliced from 3 exons.
AUGGCGGCCUGGAAAUUCCACCCCUCAAAUGCCAGGUGCAAGUCGCUGCUGUCUGCCUGUAUUGGUGCACUCGAAGAGGUGCUGGAGAUCGCAGAAUCUCCCGACACCUCACUCGACCUUACGCUGGAUACAGACGAAGAUGAGUCCAAUUGGGCUUCAAACUUCAAGCCCGUGCAGCAUGGACGCCGCAUCUACAUCAACAAAAGUCAGCGGGCGGACAUUGAACAUGUGAUGCUUCUCCGCGACCUUUACCGCAUCGAGGGCAAGACCCACGAGGACCUACAAAAUCUCACUAUUUCCAAGCUGAGCAACAGGAGCACGUGGCUGAAGCGUCUUGCAACAGGCAACGCCUUCACACAGCAGCUUUACCAGACAAUCGACCUCGACCUCGGCCGUGUUGCGCUCCACGGUAAAGCCGACCACCAGACUAUUGCUUCCGAGACCGACCGCUUUGCACUCUCUAGGCGGUGGGUGCAGAUGUCGAUCUAUGUCCCAGGAACUGGCUUCCCCGCCUUCAAGAAGCAGGUCCUCGAUAGGCUUUCCGUUCUGAGCGCAGGACCAAAUGAGCUGGAGAUGUUCUUGUUCAGCUCGAGAUUGCGCCUACCCAGGGAAGCGGUUGAGAAGUUCUUCGAGGAAAAGUACAAGUUUAUCAAGGCGACCCUAGAAAUACAGGAGCCCCGCCACAUGAAAGGUUUCCUGCAAGCGCUGGAGAAGAUAUUAAGACGUCAAGCAGGCGUGGGCAGAAGUGAUCAAGGACAAGAAACGAGAAGACCCAAGGCCAGGCGCAAUGCAGCAGUGAAGGGCAAGACCUCCUGA